AUGGAUGAUAAGUCGUACUUUACUUUACUCGUUUUUGAUGUUGGACCAAAAUUCAUCAACAACCCUGAGCCAAUUGUGGCUCCUCUUGGAGACGAAGUAGAGUUCGAUUGUUCUUUGGAUGUUAAAGCUGACUAUCUUAGAUGGAAGCACAAUGGAAAACUUCUUCCUUUUAUAUAUAAUGAUACGGCAAAAAGUCGAUUGGUAUUCAAAAUGAACAAUGAAUCUCAAAUAGGAGAUUAUCAGUGCAUUGCUUGGUAUGGAGCUAGUGCCAUUGCAUCCAAUUCGGCUCGUCUCAGCCUAGCUGAAAUUGGACCCAUUCCCCCGAAAUCUUAUAGGUCGGUGACGGUUUCAGAAGGAAACAACAUUGGAAUAAAAUGUAGGUCACCCUACAGCAAACCUGCAGCUUUUAUUCAGUAUUAUAAAAAUAACGUUUCUGUUGAAGCUCACGUUUCUAAAUCUGGAACACUAUUACUGACUAAUGUAACUUCAAAGGAUAGUGGUUUAUAUUCAUGCUCAAUAACAAAUCCUUAUGUUAAAGAGAAUGCCAUAUUUCUUCCCAGUUACGACAAUAUUUUAGUUAGUACGGAUUUAAAAGAAAAUCCCCCUCAGUUUUCUUAUCUGCCCGAAUCUCUUUAUACUGUACAAAUAGGAGCGAAUGUGACAUUAGAAUGCGUGGGAUACGGUCAACCCAUUCCAAAAUAUUAUUGGAAACGAAAAAAUGGUACAUUACCUUUAAAUAAACACACGAUAGUGCCAGGAGGUCUUUUAUUGAUCAAUGUUAAUGCGAGUGAUGAAGAUUUUUACACGUGUGAAAUCGAUAACGGGAUACCUCCUAAACUUAUUCACAAUUUUAAAGUGGUAGUGCAAGAACCUGCUUUUGUCGAAAAAGGUCCUUUAAACCUUUUAGUCAAAGAAGGAGGAAAAGCUAGAAUGGAUUGCUUCAUUAGAGGUAAACCUUUUCCUAAAGUCACGUGGCUUCUUAAUGGCGAAACCGUUAAAAACGAUUCUCACGUUUUAAUAAAUGGUAGCACAAUUCACAUUUUUGUGGUUGAAAAACGUCAUGCUGGAAUGUAUCAGUGCAUGGCAGAAAAUAUUUUGGGAUCUUCUUUUGGUUCUUCUACUCUUCGUGUUGAACCCCGUCAGGUAACUGCCAAAAAUUCAUUUGGAAUGCGUCAAUUUUCAUUUCACAAUCCACGAUUUCGAGGAAGUGAAAUGAUUCCACCUACUCGUCCUAACGUGACUAGAUUGACAGAUAACUCUGUAAUGGUUCGAUGGCAUGUAACGCCAAAUAAAGGAUUACCAAUAUUGUUUUUUAAAGUUCAACAUAGAGAACUAACUAAAGGGAAGGGAUCGAGGUGGAAGACAAACAACGAAGACAUUCCUCCUCAUGUUGGAAGUUACGAAGUUGUAAAUCUUACUCCUGAUAAAUAUUAUAGAUUCAGAAUUGCAGCCGUUUAUUCAAAUAUGGACAAUAAAUUGAGUCCGAAUUCCGCGAGAUUUUUUCUUCACGGAGGAAAAGUCAAACAAACUCCUGCAGCACCUGAAUUAAUUCACACGAGUGCUGCCGGUCCCGAAUCAAUUCGCCUCGUUUGGGAGUAUCAUAAUAAUAGUAAAAUCCCGAUUGAAGGAUUUUACGUGUAUUAUCGAUCCACUUCAACUGCUGGAGAUUACAUAAAAGCUACAGUUGAAGGAGAAUGGAUAAGAACUUAUGUUAUAAAUUAUUUGAAUCCGGACACUGCGUACGAUAUAAAAUUACAAAGUUUUACAAUAGAUGCAGCCAGCGAUUUUAGUGAAAUCCUUACACAAAAAACAGAAAAAGAACCGACUGUUAGCCCACCUUCGGAAAAACCUACAACGAAAAAAACAGAAGAUGAAGAGAAUGAAAGUUCAAAAAGUAGUAAUCAGUUGUAUGUGACAUUAGGAGCGGUUUUAGGAGGUUUGGGAUUAUUGCUUAUGCUUUGUUUAGGGAUAUUUUUUUGUAACAAACACAGGCAAACUUCUACAGUAUCUCAAGAACAAAUAAAUCUUAACGGACACAUUCCUAUAUCUAACGGUCACGUUGGAAAAAGUAACGGUUAUCUAACAUCGAAAAUGAAUAUAACGAAUAAUCCAUUGGCCGACACAGACGAAGAUAAAGUAUGA
Messenger RNA from Pediculus humanus corporis (human body louse), 2142 nucleotides. RefSeq lists its product as uncharacterized. The coding region runs from base 1 to 2142 and encodes 713 amino acids. Gene Ontology annotation, molecular function: protein binding. The record is from RefSeq and is a predicted model, not a curated record. The transcript is spliced from 12 exons. Gene Ontology annotation, biological process: cell-cell adhesion; axon guidance. NCBI's taxonomy places the organism in Eukaryota, Metazoa, Arthropoda, Insecta, Psocodea, Pediculidae. Gene Ontology annotation, cellular component: axon; plasma membrane.